Messenger RNA from Trifolium pratense (red clover), 2106 nucleotides. Its product is annotated as cyprosin-like. The record is from RefSeq and is a predicted model, not a curated record. Gene Ontology annotation, biological process: proteolysis; lipid metabolic process. The coding region runs from base 184 to 1710 and encodes 508 amino acids. Gene Ontology annotation, molecular function: aspartic-type endopeptidase activity. NCBI's taxonomy places the organism in Eukaryota, Viridiplantae, Streptophyta, Magnoliopsida, Fabales, Fabaceae. The transcript has 14 exons.
GUAAAAAUAAGUGAUGUUUGAUUAAAAAAAAAAUCACCUUGUGCGCUUAAAUUCUCCUUCGUAUCUAGUACAAACUUCAUACUUUGUAGCUAUUAAUGAGUUGAAAAUGAAAGCAUUAUCAUAAGGUAUGAACAUAACCUUCAACUUCAUACUCUGUACCAUGUUCAAUAUCAUCAUCAUAAGAUGAAUUUGAAGUAUCUGCUGGUUGUUAUCUGUCUUUGGAUUUGGUCUCAAUCUUUGGCUUUUUCAAUUUCUGAUGAUGGGUUGAUGAGAAUUACUCUAAAAAAGAGGAAUUUGGACUUUCAUAGUGUUAAUUCUGCAAGAAUCAAAACGGCAAUUCAUGAAAGAGAUGAUUUAAAGAGUGUUGAAAAAAAUUGCUGCAAAAAUGAUGUUGUUUAUCUUAAGAAUUACUUUGAUGUUCAAUAUUUUGGGGAAAUUGGUAUUGGUUCACCACCGCAAUACUUCAAUGUUGUGUUUGACACCGGAAGCUCUAACCUUUGGGUUCCGUCUUCUAGAUGCAUCUUCUCAAUUGCUUGCUAUUUACAUUCGAAAUAUAGGUCGGGGAUAUCUAGCACCUAUAACGAAAUUGGAGUACCUUGUGAAAUCCCUUAUGAUGAUGGAUACAUUUAUGGAUUCUUCAGCCAAGAUAAUGUAAAAGUUGGGGAUAUAAUUGUCAAAGAUCAAGAAUUUUCUGAGAUUACAAGGGAAGGAAAUUUUGCACUUUUAGCUCUUCCAUUUGAUGGUAUACUUGGACUUGGAUUCCAAGAUAUUUCAGUUGGAAAAGUCACACCAGUGUGGUAUAAUAUGAUAGAACAAGGACAAAUAUUGGACAAAGUUUUCUCUAUUUGGCUAAAUAAGGAUCCAAUGGCUGAGAAAGGGGGUGAGAUUGUCUUUGGUGGUAUGGACAAGAGCCAUUUUAAAGGUGACCAUAGUUACUUUCCAAUUUCUCAAGACGGUUAUUGGCAGAUUGAAGUGGGAGAUAUUCUACUUGGAAAUAAUACAACAGGUUUAUGUGAGGGUGGAUGUGCUGCAAUAGUGGACUCAGGAACAUCUUUAAUUGCUGGUCCAACGGGUGUUGUGACUCAAAUUAACCAUGCAAUUGGAACAGAAGGAUAUGUUAGUUUUGAGUGUAAAGACAUUGUCCAUAACUAUGGGAAUUUGAUAUGGGAAAACUUGAUUUCAGGGCUAAAUCCAGAAAUCUUAUGUGUUGACAUCGGACUCUGUUCAAAUAACGGAAUUCAAAGAAUGAAUGAUGUUAUUGAAACAGUGGUGUAUAAUGAAAGUAGGGAUGGAGCAGCAACAUUGGAGAGUCCCUUUUGUAGUUUUUGCAAUAAUAUUGUCCUCUGGGUUCAAGUUCAGAUUAAGCAAAGCAAUGUAAAGGAAAAAGUAUUAAAACAUGUGGAUGAGCUUUGUGAGAGGCUCCCGAAUCCGGUUGGAGAAUCAUUUAUAAACUGCAGUAGCAUCUCAAGUAUGCCACACAUUACAUUCACAAUUGGAAACAAAUUGUUUUCUCUCUCUCCAGAACAGUAUGUUGGUAGAGUUGAAUCAGAUGACGAAGAUCGUUCCCCUGUGUGCUAUAGCAGUUUUGUUGCUCUAGAUGCGCCUUCACCACAGGGUCCCCUCUGGGUUGUUGGAGACAUUUUCUUGCAGGCAUAUCACACUGUGUUUGACUAUGCCAAUCUCCGUAUAGGAUUUGCAGAAUCUACAUAGUCAUUGUUCACAUGACUCAAAAUAGUAAAUAAAAAUAAAAAAGUGUCUUCAAAUUUGAAUUGUCCGAUUGGACAGUUCCAAAGUGCUGGUGAUUGUGUGCACUAGAGAAAAGACUUUUGUAGCAUCACCACAUUUCAGUGUUCGACACCGAAAAGACACUUGUAGAUGUGAUUACAUUCAAUUAUGUUAUUUUGAAAAAAUAUUACCAGUGUUGAUAUGUCAGUGUCGUGUCUGUGCACAUGAUCCAAAAUUAUAGUAUGGAUGAUGUGAGGUAUGAAUGCUGUAUAGUAAUUUGUUGAUGAUGUAGUAUGUAAGGUUGAGAUAGCCAAAUGUUGUUGUAUGAGUAUUUAUUGUAUAUAGUUAGUUUUAUAAUUCAGUUUUCCUGAUUCAAAACAA